AAUGUCACCCAGGACCUCUAUACCAGGCGGUGUCAGAGGAAGGCCCUAAAAAUUGACAAAGACUUCAGCCACCCAAGUCAUACACUGUAGGUCUGGAACCAAUAGGAACCUGAACAGCUUCUACCUCCAAGCUAUAAGACUGCUAAAGAGUUAGUUAAAUAGUUGUCGACGACAUUUGAAAAUUUUACCAAAACAAUUUGCUGUUUCCAUCAGGCCUGUCAUGACAUUUUGUUAUGUACUUCACUUGCAUAAAAAGGUUGGAAGGUGGGACAUGUUUCAACUGAAGGCCAAAUCUAUAGAUAUUAUCCACUGACAUCUUGUGGACAUAACCUGACAAUGCAGUCAUGAACACCCUAUGGUUUCUUUCAGCCAAUCAGCAACGUUGUUUACAAUCACUGACAGAGUCAUAGUUAAUUCGUUCCAACAUGGAGAAAUUUCACGGCUAGCCUGCGAGCUAGCUAAGUAGAUGAACAACAUUGAGAAAGACCUUGGUAGAUUGUACUCUACAUAGGAAAUGAAGUGUUCCGUAAUAUAGAUAAGAUAUCGGAAAAAAUAUGUUUCGUUUAAGAGUAAAUAUUAUGGGAUCGUCGUCUUCACAAAAGCUGUGUAUCCUGUACCUGCUACACCUGGGACAGAGAAUCCCUCAAUGUUUUCAACUGCCAUGGGUGAGACCUUACCUCAGACUAGGAACUAUCUGUAGUGUCACCACUGGACCUGAUUCAGCCACUCCUUGUAGUAUCUCUACCAUUGACCGUAUUGGACCCGAUUCAGCCACUCCUCCUACUCUGAAUACAUCAACCACAGACAGUAGCCAGCAGACAGCAACUACAGUCAGUAGCCCUGAGUCUGGCUCUGGCCCCAGUACCUCUGACUCCCCUCCUGCCAAGGCCAAUGGCCCUCCACCCACUCCCACCCACUGCUGUAUGAGCGGCUGUCAUAACUGUGUAUGGAUCGAGCACACAGAACAGCUCCUAGCCUACUACCAUAAUGGAGGGUUGGGGAUAGAAAAGGCCCUGGCUGCUAUUGAGGAGAACGUCCCGGAUGAGAACCUAAAAGCCUUCCUAAAGAUGGAGAUCAGGAUGAUGAAGAAGUCGAGUUUUUAAGUAUGGCUUUGUGCGGCAGUGAGUGAGAGGGAAUGGGGAAAUUGAGGGCAUUUUUAUACUGUAUGCACUUUAAAAUCACUCACUCAGAUUUGAAUACUGUUGUGCAUUUUAUCGUAUGAGUUUGUCAAACUGUCAUUUUACUUGUUCAAGUACAUUUUAACUAGCUUUUGUCAUUAUAAAAUCUUCUUACUUACUAUAGAUUAGGUAUUUUACAUGAGUAGCAUAAAUCAUGUAUUAUCAUUUUAUGUACAGUUGAAGUCGGAAGUUUACAUACACCUUAGCCAAAUACAUUUAAACUCAGUUUUUCACAAUUUCUGACAUUUUAAUCCUAGUAAAAAUUC
Molecule: messenger RNA, 1444 nt
Organism: Salvelinus namaycush (lake trout)
Lineage: Eukaryota; Metazoa; Chordata; Actinopteri; Salmoniformes; Salmonidae
Gene: oxld1
Product: oxidoreductase-like domain containing 1
Exons: 2
Coding region: 555-1103 (182 amino acids)
Cellular component (GO): mitochondrion
Source: RefSeq, a predicted model, not a curated record